Molecule: messenger RNA, 1650 nt
Organism: Morone saxatilis (striped sea-bass)
Lineage: Eukaryota; Metazoa; Chordata; Actinopteri; Moronidae
Gene: rab32b
Product: RAB32b, member RAS oncogene family
Exons: 3
Coding region: 100-756 (218 amino acids)
Biological process (GO): phagosome-lysosome fusion; endosome to lysosome transport
Cellular component (GO): lysosome; late endosome; Golgi apparatus
Molecular function (GO): GTPase activity; GTP binding
Source: RefSeq, a predicted model, not a curated record
UUGAGACAUCUACGGUAAAUGUAGAUUAUUUAAAACCUUUGUUUGUUUGAAGCAGACCUAGUUUUACCUGUCUCCAUACCUAAGCCUGUUAAUUACAACAUGGCAGGGAUUGCAAUGACAUUAUGUACAGACAAGCUGUUUAAAGUUCUAGUCAUUGGGGAUAUAGGCGUUGGAAAAAGCAGCAUUAUCAUGCGUUAUGUUGAUAAACGCUUUGAUGAAAGAUACAAAGGAUCUAUUGGAGUUGACUUUUCUCUAAAAACAAUUGAAUGGGAUGACAAGACAGUGGCGAGACUACAGAUUUGGGAUAUAGCAGGCCAGGAGAGGUCUAAGAACAUGUCCAGAGUGUACUACAAAGGGGCAAUGGGAGCAGUAGUGGUCUUUGACAUGACAAACAGCUCCACCUUGGAGGGUGCCUCAGAGUGGAAGCGGGACCUAGAUGGCAAAGUCUGUCUGGACAGCGGACAUCCAAUCCCCGCUGUCCUGCUGGCCAACAAAUGUGACAUGACAGGAAGACACGAAGACUUGGUGUCCUCUCUGGAUGGCUUCUGUAAAGACAACAACUUCAUAGGGUGGUUUGAGACCUCUGCAAAGGACAAUAUAAAUAUUGAUGAGGCAGGUGCCAUCCUUGUCAAACAAAUGAUGCUCUGCGACACCGACCUGUCCAAUGAAGAGGACCACUGGUACGGGAUUGAAUUGAGCCAGGCUCCGAGGGAGAGUCAGAGCCAGUCAUUGUGCUGCUGGAGACCACGGCUCUGAGCCAAACAACAUCAGCAACUGGUUAAACGUCUAACAAGACCUGUUUUUGAUACCAAGUCAUGAAUGCACCACAAAGGAGCUAUUUCAGAAAGCUAGUGAGCCUGUGUCUCAUGUAGUCAGUAACUUCAUAAUCAUAUUUCUGCCUUGCUGUGUUUCAGAAUCAGAAUCAGAAUCAGAAUCAGAAAUCAGAAUCAGAUCAGAAUCUUUCUCAAUAAAGUGUCAAGUGUGUGGGCUGCCUCAUAAACACCUCUGUGAGAUGUUUGAGCUAAUUUCUCUGAUAAUCCACUGAUACAGUUAGGCUAAUAAAAAGAUCAGCAUGACACAGAUCCUGCUGGGAAAAGUCUGUGACUCUCCCCGUGCAACCAAGACUGGUUGGUGACCUACUAUAAUGAGAGGCCUGAAACUGUGAAACAGAUUUUCUCAAACCACAAAAAACAGCAAGAGUGAGAGAGAGAGUCUUAAAACAUUCUUGUAUAUGAAGCCGUUAAAUAUUCCUCAUUAAACGACAACCUAUUCAGCUCCGAGUGUUACUUGUCUGUUAUGCAAUCCAUGCAUAUAAUUAUCUGUUAAUCACUUCACAGUGAGAUGAGCUAAGACCCAUGCAUAAGCAUCACAGCCCGGCUUGAUAUGGCCAAUAGCAGAAAACAGCUAUCAGCAUGACCUGAUUUUGGUGGAGGGAGGAAAUAUGUGAGAAUGCAUCACACUGCUACACACACCACCCAGAAAGCACUGAGUUACUGAGUGUGCAAAGCUGCAGGGAUGCUGUAUUGAUAGAUAACAAUUAUCAAAACACAUAAUAUUCUAAUUCCUUUUUGUUGGUAAAAGCCAUGAUAUGUCUGCAUUUGGAAACUGAUGCAUUUGCAAGUGUUUGUUGAGAAACUGAGAGACAGAGGG